AUGGGUGGGGCUGGAGACACGUGUUCCAAGCCCCACCCACGAGAAUCGUUUAUUUGCGGCCGGAAUUCUUUCGUAGGAAUUCCAAAACCUAUCAUAUUAAUUCAUAGGAUUGACGUACUAAUUAUGGGAAUAAAAAAAAUUCAGGAAAACCAAUUAUUAGCCAUGGGUGGGGCUGGAGACACGUGUUCCAAGUACCACCCACGGGAAUCGUUUAUUUGCCGCCUCAAAUCUUUCGGAUUAAUUCCAAAACGUAUCAUAGGAAUUCAUAGGAAUGACGUACUAAUUAUAGGAAUAAAAAAAAUUCAGGGAAACCAAUUAUUAGCCAUAAGUGGGGCUGGAGACACGUGUUCCCAGCUUAACCCACGAGAAUCGUGUAUAUGCGGCCUCAAUUCUUUCGUAUUAAUUCCGAAACGUAUCAUAGGAAUUCAUAGGAACGACGUACUAAUUAAAGGAAUACAAAAAAUUCAGGAAAACCAAUUAUUAUUUAUGGGAUGGGCUGGAGACAAGUGUUCCCAGCCCCACCCACGGGAAUCGUUUAUUUGCGGCCGGAAUUCUUUCGUAGGAAUUUCAAAACCUAUCAUAGGAACUCAUAGGAUUGACGCACUAAUUAUAGGAAUAAAAAAAAUUCAGGGAAUCCAAUUAUUAGCCAUGGGUGGAGCUGGAGACACGUGUUCCCAGCUUAACCCACGAGAAUCGUUUAUUUGCGGCCGGAAUUCUUUCUUAGGAAUUCCGAAUCCUAUCAUAGGAACUCAUAGGAAUGACGCACUAAUUAUAGGAAUAAAAAAAAAUCAGGGAAUCCAAUUAUUAGCCAUUAGUGGGGCUGGAGACACGUGUUCCAAGCCCCUCAGACGGGAAUCGUUUAUUUGCGGCCGGAAUUCUUUCGUAGGAAUUUCAAAACCUAUCAUAGGAACUCAUAGGAUUGACGUACUAAUCAUAGGAAUAAAAAAAAUUCAGGAAAACCAAUUAUUAGCCAUGGGAGGGGCUGGAGACACGUGUUCCCAGCCCCACCCACGGGAAUCGUUUAUUUGCGGCCGGAAUUCUUUCGUAGGAAUUCCGAAGCUUAUCAUAGGAAUUCAUAGGAUUGACGUACUAAUUAUGGGAAUAAAAAAAAUUCAGGAAAACCAAUUAUUAGAAAUGGGAGGGGCUGGAGACACGUGUUCCCAGCCCCACCCACGGGAAUCGUUUAUUUGCGGCCGGAAUUCUAUCGUAGGAAUUCCGAAGCCUAUCAUAGGAAUUCAUAGGAUUGACGUACUAAUUAUGGGAAUAAAAAAAAUUCAGGAAAACCAAUUAUAA
Molecule: messenger RNA, 1293 nt
Organism: Macrosiphum euphorbiae (potato aphid)
Lineage: Eukaryota; Metazoa; Arthropoda; Insecta; Hemiptera; Aphididae
Source: the annotation of a GenBank genome assembly